AUGUCCAACCAAACCAUGGUGACCGAGUUCCUUCUCUUGGGAUACUCUGACAUUCAGGAACUGCAGAUUUUGCACUUUGUGAUGUUUAUAGUGAUUUACCUGGCAGGCCUGAUGGGGAAUCUUCUCAUCAUCACAGCCAUAGCCCUCGACCACCAUCUUCACACACCCAUGUACUUCUUCCUGAUGAAUCUGUCAAUUAUAGACCUCGGCUCCAUCUCUGUCACCAUCCCCAAAUCCAUGGUCAAUUCCAUCAUGAACAACAGAUCGAUUUCUUAUCCUGGAUGUGUCACCCAAGUGUUUGUAGUCUUCACUUCAACUGAUUUUGCCUUACUCACCGUCAUGGCGUAUGACGGACACGUCGCCAUCUGCCAACCACUGCACUAUGAGAGAGUGAUCAACAGGCAAGCUUGUGUCCAAAUGGCAGCCAGUGCCUGGAUUACUGGUAGUGUCUACUCUGCACUGCAUACCAGGAACACCUUCAAGUUACCCUUCUGUCAGUCCAAUGUCAUCAACCAGUUCUUCUGUGAAAUCCCCCAGGUACUCAAGAUCACUUGCUCUGACUCAUACCUCAGUGAAGUUGGACUUCUUGCCUUUAGUGUGUUUUUAAGUUUAAACUGCUUUGUUUUUAUAAUGGUGUCUUAUGUUCAGAUCUUCAAAGCAGUGCUUAGAAUCCCCUCUGAGCAGGGCCGGUGUAAAGCCUUCUCCACCUGCCUCCCCCACCUGAUUGUGGUCUCUUUGUUUCUUUGCACUGCCUUCUUUGAGUACCUGAAACCCACCUCCAGCUCAGCAUCAGGUCUGGAUCUCAUGAUGGGUGUUCUCUCUUCCCUGAUGCCUCCAGUGAUGAAUCCGAUCAUCUACAGCAUGAGGAACAAGGAGAUCAAAGCUGCAUUAAAGAAAAUGAUUGUGUGGAGGUUAUUCACCAAGAAUUAA
Molecule: messenger RNA, 930 nt
Organism: Terrapene triunguis (Three-toed box turtle)
Lineage: Eukaryota; Metazoa; Chordata; Testudines; Emydidae
Product: olfactory receptor 14A16-like
Exons: 1
Coding region: 1-930 (309 amino acids)
Biological process (GO): G protein-coupled receptor signaling pathway
Cellular component (GO): membrane
Molecular function (GO): G protein-coupled receptor activity; olfactory receptor activity
Source: RefSeq, a predicted model, not a curated record